Messenger RNA from Alternaria postmessia, 1593 nucleotides. RefSeq lists its product as uncharacterized. The transcript has 3 exons. The record is from RefSeq and is a predicted model, not a curated record. NCBI's taxonomy places the organism in Eukaryota, Fungi, Ascomycota, Dothideomycetes, Pleosporales, Pleosporaceae. Bases 1 to 1593 code for a protein of 530 amino acids.
AUGGCGCAUUUUCUCCGACUGCCUCGCGAAUUGCGCGAUCUCAUUUACGAAUACUACUUCGACGGUGAAGGAGGCUUCAAAUAUGAUUUCGUCACCAACAAGCUUCGAUGGGCCGAUGGUCUAUCCAUCGACCUGUCUUUGGUGCUUGCUUGCCGGCAAAUCGCUGCCGAAACACAUGUGAGGCGUAACUACUACAGGUGUUUAGCGCGUACUCUGUUCCUUCGAGGGACGUGUGUCUCGAGCCCUCGUUACACACACGGGCUUGCGCUGCGGACCAACACACUCCGAUUCAAGACAUUUCACUCAGAUCAUACACAGGAACAUGCUAGUGUACUCCAUAUCGUCAAUCGAGAAAUAUACGAGAGACAGGAGUCACUACUAGACUCACUGGCUCCUGAGCUUCUCAGCCAAGAGCAGGCGCAGGUGGCGAAGUCGCUAUAUCCCCAAUUCGCGCCUGUAAUAGAUUAUUGGCGAUUGCGUGGAAAAGUCCGUCACAUCGGCGCGCUGUGUGAGGAAUGCUGUGUAACUCCAUCAAUAUGGCGCGAUUUUGUGGCAUUCACGUUGAACUUGAUCUCUCAACAGCCCGGAUUUCUCGGUGAAGCUGAGGCGCUAAAACUGGAGGCUCGCCAGAAGCGAUCUGGAUUCUUGUUUGGUCCGAGAGUUAUGGUCAUUCCAGACCCAGAUCCGCAUGAAGAUGCCAGAACUCUUGCGUUGAACGAAGCAAGGCCUGUGCCAUGGCAAAUCACAGAUAUCGAGGAGAUCGCGAAACUGCGUGAGCUCAUCAUAGACGACAACGUGGUCCCUCAUUCCAACACAAAGUACACUUACUCAGCAGCUUCUAUGGCUCUCCGGUUGUUGCACUCUAUGCCGAGGGUUACGCGUGACAAUAUCAGGAAGAUUAUACUGAUAGAAGACCGCGAAUCCAUCGCGUUUCCUCAAAGCCAUGGUAGGGGGUUCAUUGACGUCUGUCGAGAACACCCGCAACUCAAGGUUGAGCGCUUUGUCAGUCUUUGGAGAAAUGCAAUCCCCGUGUCCUAUAAGGACAUAAGCGCUUACCUCCAUGGUGAUCAGAAUUUCCUUGAUCACGGGCUUCUGGACCGUCACCGUUGUGACGCUGGUUUCAUCAGCCAGGGGGUAGGUACAUGGAUCAUGGAGGCUAGGGCACUCCCCUCGCUCGGGAUGCCGCAAGAUUCCUUCACCCUCGUACUUGAUGGUGAUCCCUUGCCUGACCAGACGUCGCGCAUCUUCAAAAUCAUCCAACGCGAUGCUGCUUGGCAGAGCGCCCUCGACAUUUGCUACGAUACUGGACUCCUACCACGACCUUCUUGGCCUGAUAAGCGAAUUUACACUGCAAGUUUCAUACAUGAAGAAUUUCCAGAAGCAAUCGGUGCUAUUUCAACGCACAGCUCUUUGGUCAGAACCAACUUCCCCGUUGGCGCACCUUACGAUGUUGAGCAACUGCUGCAAGAGCACGAAGGAUGGACGCCGGAAGACUGGGAAGAGGGAUGGCAAUUACACGAGCCGCACCAAUUCCAGACUGAGGCGCCGCUACCCCCGUGGCACCUACUUCGAUGGCAGCAUGUAAUCAGAUAA